GUUGGGAAAGCUGAACCGGCGGACAUAGUCGUCCGUGCUCGGGCGGGGAGAGACGAAGCAAGUAACAAACAGCACUGGAGCGAAGAAAACUUGGGGAAGCCUCGAGUUAGGCAACAUGCUAUGUUGAAAAUAAUCAAAGGGGCAAAGACGGUGUCUGCUGCUGGCCAGCAUUCGUCCAAACCCGCCUCGCUCGACUCUCUCUAGCUUUCUCUUUCCUCCUCCGCUCCGUAUCUCUUCCGCUCAAGAGCGAAUCACGUUCCGACCUAUGCCCGAAAUCCUUGUGUAUUCCGGAUUCUUUUGGCGCCGGGAAGAUGGAGUUCGGCGGAGGGUUUCGUUCGACCUCGAACCAACGACGAGCAACGUAUAAGCCAGGCAGCUCUGUUGGGGGAGUUCUUUUGGAGAGGAGUCAAAGAUGGUAUUUUGCUUUGGAAUUGUAUUUACUGCUUGGUUGGAUUCAGGGUUCGAGAUUUUAGACACGGCACUCUCUGUUUGGCAACAAACUGGCCGCGGCGACAAUGUUGUUGCAACUUUCGCUCUAUCGCGUUUUCUCUUCUUCCUCCUUCUUCUUUUGUCUUUCUUUUUUGGGUGCCUAUUUUCAGGCGCACGGCAAUGGGUGGUGGUAUUGUUUCGGAAAGAAUGGAAUCGCCUCACGGCAGACCUGUAUUAUCCUGCUCUUGCUGCGUUCCUCUGUAUCUGGCUGGCUUCAUUGACUUGGUAUGUUCUCCUGCAAGAUGGCGUCGGCAACUCGCCCAUGUCUCUCUGUAUCUGGGGUCUUCUCUCGGUCGGGUAAACGGGGCUUGCCUGCUCGGCUGGUUCUGCAGGGAGUCUUUCGCGUGCGCGUUGCAAAAAUGCAGUAAUACGGUGGUGUUUUUUUGACUGCGAGAUGGUUCGGACAAGAGGCAAGGACGAGCUCGACAGCAGAGGUUAAUAGCGAUUUUUGUUGAAGCGGCUUGAUCCAUCAAUCAAAUCAAAUCAAAUCAAACAAUGUUAACCGUAUUGACCUUGCGUAUGGAAACACUUGCGUAUGGAAACACGCAUCGUGCGCUGAGGAAGCACGAGGGCAUCUAGGGAGCAAUCGGAUGGACAUGAUUGAUAUGAUUCAAUGUAUUGCAUUCGCCAGGCAAACAGUCAGAGGUCAGAAAUUCCGU
Phialemonium atrogriseum is the source of this 1148-nucleotide messenger RNA. RefSeq lists its product as uncharacterized. NCBI's taxonomy places the organism in Eukaryota, Fungi, Ascomycota, Sordariomycetes, Cephalothecales, Cephalothecaceae. The transcript has a single exon. Bases 413 to 790 code for a protein of 125 amino acids. The record is from RefSeq and is a predicted model, not a curated record.